AUGGUGAAAUUCCGAGAUGAAGCAACACAGGAUCUAGUGUUGGAAUCAGGUGUGGUGCAUUUUGAUAAGAAACCAGUUGUUCUCCGCCCAUGGACUACUGAUAUUGAAUCAUUGAAGUCCAUUAAAUCAGUGCCUGUGUGGAUCCGGUUACCUGAUCUAGGAUUGCAAUACUGGGGAGUGAAUUGUUUGUGUGCUCUUGUUAGCACAAUAGGUAAGCCCAUAAUGAUUGACAAAAUAACUAAGAAUCGUUCUAUGAUAAAGUUUGCUCGUAUCUUAGUUGAGAUGGAGAUAGCAGAUACUCUCCCGAAAUUCAUUAGUUAUUUCAAUGAGAAGGGUCAAAUUAUGGAACAGAUUAUAGACUAUGAAUGGUUGCCAACAAAGUGUACUAAGUGUAAGAAAUUGGGACACUCAGUAUCUUCAUGUAAGUAUGUCUCUGAAGCUGUUUGGAGGCAGAAAGAUUUGAAGCAAAAGGAAGGAAAAUCUGGCAAUGAAAAUGCAGGACAAACUGAGGCAGAGAAAACUGUUCACCCGAAUGAUGAGAUUCCUGAGACUGAGAAAACUGCAAGUCCGAUUACUGCUGGUUCAAUUCAUCAAGUAAAAUCUACUCACUUAGCUGUUGUUCAGUCUUUUACUAAUCCGGUAGAGGCUCAUUGA
Molecule: messenger RNA, 654 nt
Organism: Humulus lupulus (European hop)
Lineage: Eukaryota; Viridiplantae; Streptophyta; Magnoliopsida; Rosales; Cannabaceae
Exons: 1
Coding region: 1-654 (217 amino acids)
Source: RefSeq, a predicted model, not a curated record